CUUAACCAACGAAGAUAUUGACAGAAAGAAGAUGCUAAAAUUUAUUUAAUUUUUGAGACAGGGGAAAAACAAGUCCAGCGACUAUGUUUUCCUUGGCGUGCACGUGUAUUUACAGAGACGAAGAAUAUAAAAAAGCAACGGAGAAAGAUUAAAAAAUUGACAGAAUAAACUAUGAUUAUACAUCGUUAUAUAAAUACUCAAACGAAAUCACACGAAGCACCGCAAAACACACGAAUCUUCUCUCUAUUCCGUGAGAAGAAGAUUGAAAUAGAAAUAAAAAUGGUAGGCGUUUUCCGGCGUUCCCUCUCCUUCCCAAACAAAAAUCCGAACCGUCCAUCACAGAAACCGCACAUAUCUCACCACAUCAGGUCCAUCAGUCUUCCCUGCAGAUCCCACCCUCUGAUCUCCGAGAUCAAGGACGAGAUCAACGGUCUCAGAUCGUGGGCCGCCACUUCCAAAGCCCAACAACAAACUUCCACGACCCUCUCCCAGGGCUUGACCCUUCUCAAGGACACCCACGAGACCCUACAACACAUCCUCAACCUCCCUCAGACUCUAGAAUCCCUCCGAAGCCACCCUCUCUGGCUCCAGAACCUUCUAGAAGAUUUCCUCCGCUUCGUCGACGCCUUCGGAAUCUUCCAAACAUCCGUCAUGGCUCUCAAGGAAGAACACUCCUCCGCCCAGAUGGCCAUAAGAAAACGCGACGACUCCAAGGUUGUCGCCUACGUAAAAGCUAAGAAUAAAAUCUCCAAAGAAAUCGAAAACAUCGUGUCCGUUCUCCGAUGUGUCAGUCUUGCUCAACACCAACAACAUUGCACGCAGCAGGCUCCAACGUCCCUCGUGGACGCUGAACUGAGACACGUCAUCGCCGACGUCAUGUCCGUGACGGUUUCCGUUUCCGCGGCGCUGUUCAACGGGAUGGCAGCGUCGUUCGCGUCUCGAAGGUUGUCGUGGGCACAAAUGGUGAAGCUGUCGAGAAAAGGUGGGAGGGUGAAGAAGGAUCGUGAAGGCGUUGAAGAGCUCCGAGAACGGGAUGUGGUGGAAAUGGAAAAUCUUCGGAAUCUGAAGAAGAAAGACGAUGAAGAAGUGAGAUUGAUUUUGAAGAAAAUGCGGGAUUUGGAGGAACGAAUCUGCGCCAUUGAAAACGAUACCGAGAAAGUGUUGAGGGCUUUGAUAAACUCUCGCGUCGCUCUGCUCAACCUUCUUACCCUUACACAGUAGAUCCCAUUUUUUUUUUUAAUUAUUUAGAUUAUUUUUUUGAAGAAGAUAUAGCAAACUUCAUUCUUUUUAAUGUACUUCCCUUACGAAAUUAGAUAAAUUUUACGCUCUUAUUCUUUGUAAACACACGUGUAUGAUUGGAACAUAUUGAAUUUAAUUCAAACAGAUUAAUUUUUUGUUGUA
Molecule: messenger RNA, 1401 nt
Organism: Vigna unguiculata (cowpea)
Lineage: Eukaryota; Viridiplantae; Streptophyta; Magnoliopsida; Fabales; Fabaceae
Product: DUF241 domain protein (DUF241)
Biological process (GO): root development; shoot system development
Source: RefSeq, a predicted model, not a curated record